ACCCCGGCUGGGCAUCCAUCAGCAGGGGGGUGCUGGUGUGCGACGAGUGCUGCAGCGUGCACCGGAGCCUGGGACGCCACAUCUCCAUCGUCAAGCACCUUCGCCACAGCGCCUGGCCUCCCACGCUGCUGCAGAUGGUGCACACGCUCGCCAGCAACGGGGCCAACUCCAUCUGGGAGCACUCGCUGCUGGACCCCGCACAAGUGCAGAGUGGCCGGCGCAAAGCCAAUCCCCAAGACAAAGUCCACCCCAUCAAAUCGGAGUUCAUCAGGGCCAAGUACCAGAUGCUGGCGUUUGUACACAAGCUUCCCUGCCGGGACGAUGACGGGGUCACUGCCAAAGACCUCAGCAAGCAACUGCACUCAAGCGUACGGACGGGCAACUUGGAGACGUGUCUGCGCCUGCUCUCCCUGGGUGCCCAGGCCAACUUCUUCCACCCCGAGAAGGGCACCACACCUCUGCACGUGGCUGCCAAGGCAGGCCAGACGCUGCAGGCCGAGCUGCUCGUAGUGUAUGGGGCUGACCCUGGCUCCCCUGACGUUAACGGCCGCACACCCAUUGACUAUGCCAGGCAGGCGGGGCACCACGAGCUGGCCGAAAGGCUAGUCGAGUGCCAGUAUGAGCUCACUGACCGGUUGGCCUUCUACCUCUGUGGACGCAAGCCUGAUCACAAGAAUGGGCAUUACAUCAUCCCGCAGAUGGCUGACAGAUCUCGGCAAAAGUGCAUGUCUCAGAGCCUGGAUCUCUCUGAGUUGGCCAAAGCUGCCAAGAAGAAGCUGCAGGCGCUCAGCAACCGGCUUUUUGAGGAACUUGCCAUGGACGUGUAUGACGAGGUGGAUCGGAGAGAAAAUGACGCGGUGUGGCUGGCUACCCAAAACCACAGCACCCUGGUGACGGAGCGCAGCGCUGUUCCCUUCCUGCCUGUUAACCCUGAAUACUCAGCCACUCGGAAUCAGGGGCGACAGAAGUUGGCCCGCUUUAAUGCCCGAGAGUUCGCCACCUUGAUCAUCGACAUUCUCAGCGAGGCCAAGCGGAGGCAGCAGGGCAAGAGUCUGAGCAGCCCCACAGACAACCUCGAGCUAUCCACACGGAGCCAGAGUGACCUCGACGACCAGCACGACUACGACAGUGUGGCCUCCGACGAGGACACCGACCAGGAGCCCCUGCGCAGCGCCGGCGCCACUCGGAACAACCGCGCCCGGAGCAUGGACUCCUCGGAUCUUUCCGAUGGAGCAGUGACGCUGCAGGAGUACCUGGAGCUGAAGAAGGCCCUGGCUACCUCUGAGGCCAGAGUGCAGCAGCUCAUGAAGGUCAACAGUAGCUUGAGUGAUGAGCUCCGGAGGCUGCAGAGGGAGAUCCACAAGCUGCAGGCAGAAAACCUACAGCUCCGGCAGCCGCCAGGGCCAGCACCCACACCCCCACUGCCCAGCGAGCGGGCAGAACACACAGCCAUGGGGCCUGGCGGGAGCACCCACCGCAGGGACCGCCAGGCCUUCUCCAUGUAUGAACCAGGCUCUGCCCUGAAGCCCUUUGGGGGCCCACCUGGGGAUGAGCUGGCUACGCGGCUGCAGCCUUUCCACAGCACUGAGCUGGAGGAUGAUGCCAUCUACUCAGUGCACGUCCCUGCUGGCCUUUACAGGAUCCGGAAGGGGGUGUCUGCCUCUGCUGUGCCCUUCACUCCCUCUUCCCCUCUGCUGUCCUGCUCUCAGGAAGGAAGCCGUCAUACGAGCAAGCUUUCCCGCCACGGCAGUGGUGCAGACAGCGACUACGAGAACACGCAAAGUGGGGACCCACUACUCGGGCUGGAAGGAAAGAGAUUCCUAGAGCUGGGCAAGGAGGAGGACUUCCACCCGGAGCUGGAGAGCCUGGAUGGAGAGCUUGACCCCGGGCUGCCCAGCACAGAGGAUGUCAUCCUGAAGACAGAGCAGGUCACCAAGAACAUCCAGGAGUUGUUGCGGGCAGCCCAGGAGUUCAAGCAUGACAGCUUCGUGCCCUGCUCAGAGAAGAUCCAUUUGGCUGUGACCGAGAUGGCCUCUCUCUUCCCAAAGAGGCCAGCCCUGGAGCCGGUGCGGAGCUCUGCCGGUGCGGUGUCGCUCCGGCGGCUCAAUGCCAGCGCCUAUCGGCUGCAGAGCGAGUGCCGGAAGCCAGUGCCUCCAGAGCCUGGCGCCCCUGUGGACUUCCAGCUGCUGACCCAGCAGGUGAUCCAGUGCGCCUAUGACAUUGCCAAGGCUGCCAAGCAGCUGGUCACCAUCACCACCCGAGAGAAGAAGCAGUGACCACUCUCCCCGACCCUCACCCGCACCCUGGAACCUCACUGGCCACGGGAGCUGGGCCACUCCAGACACUAAUCCCACCCCAACAGAGCCACUGGCACAAGUGCCCUUAGUGCUGCCGCUCUCCCUGGCAGCCAGGUGCCCUGGUGCCCACCCCUGGAGCCCCCAAGGAUGGGGAGGUGGGGCGGCAGGAGCUUCUGUCCCCCACAUUCCACACCCCUCCCCUGUACAUAGCACCCUACCUUCUAGUGUGCAGGGGCCCAAAAGGCAUCACUCCCAGCCCCUCGCCCUCUGGGCACCCUCAGCAAAGGGUUGGGUGGGGACACUCCACGUGGGGCAGCUCUCCCUCCUGCACCCCACCCCCAUGAGCCAGUCCAGCCCUACUGGGGGCUGGGGGGGGCAUCCCCCUUUGUACAUACCCUCUGUGGAUGUCCCGCCUGUAGCCACCAGCCUCCUUGCUGCUCUCCUUCAAUGCCAAACGGCCCCUGCCUAGGGCACAGGCCCAACCUGUGUGCUGGGGUCCCCAGCAGCAAACACUGGAAAUUUUCUCUCCUUUCCCCACCCCUUAAUUUUAACUUUGUGGUAACUGAGUGUCCCUGCGUGCCUGCGUGAGUGUGCGGGCGGCAGUGCCGACCCGGAGGACUGGUCCAUCGAGUUCUGAGGGGUGAGGGGACCAGAGCAGUGGGGACCAGACCAGCGUGGGGCCAGGGGCGGUCGGAGGGGCUAACCAGCUCUGGUCCUACGGCUGCCUCUUAUCACUACCCCCACCAGUACCCCUUCUCUAUGAACUUAAAGACCACUCCCCUCCACCUCUCCACCCCUCCCUGUGGAAGGGGACUGCUGGCUGGAGGACUGAGCACCUGAGCCUGGGGCUGGCUCCCCGGGUCCGACUCAGCUGUGGCUGUGGCACCGAGAGCCCCCUCCCCUAACCUCUGCGAGGCCAGCCCCCGCCCCCCACCUCCAGCCUGCACCUGCUGUGGUCCCACUUCCCAGGGAGCCUGCUGCAACCCUGCAGCUGGAGAGGCAGGGGCACCUACCAGCCCUCUGGCCCCACCUCUUGGGGGCAGGCCCUACCUGUGGUGGUGGGUGGGCUGUGAAGACGUGUGUCAUGUACAUUUGUAUCAAAAUAAAUAAGUGACCAUG
This is a messenger RNA of Tupaia belangeri chinensis (Chinese tree shrew), 3416 nucleotides long. RefSeq names its product GIT ArfGAP 1 (gene GIT1). The record is from RefSeq and is a predicted model, not a curated record. Gene Ontology annotation, biological process: regulation of ARF protein signal transduction; brain development; regulation of G protein-coupled receptor signaling pathway. Gene Ontology annotation, molecular function: GTPase activator activity; small GTPase binding. Gene Ontology annotation, cellular component: postsynapse; neuron projection; cytosol. Lineage: Eukaryota; Metazoa; Chordata; Mammalia; Scandentia; Tupaiidae.